Molecule: messenger RNA, 991 nt
Organism: Sebastes umbrosus (honeycomb rockfish)
Lineage: Eukaryota; Metazoa; Chordata; Actinopteri; Perciformes; Sebastidae
Product: retinoschisin-like
Exons: 6
Coding region: 16-816 (266 amino acids)
Source: RefSeq, a predicted model, not a curated record
CGGCUGAAGAGGAAGAUGGGGGUCACUGCUCGACGUGCUGCUGUGCUCUUCCUCCUGCUUCUAUCUCACGCCCUGAUCGCUGUCCACUCACAGGAGGAGGAUGAGGCCGUCCAGGAGGAGGCCGUCCAGGAGGAGGAGCAGCUGCAGCUGCAGGAGGAGGAGCAGCAGGUGAUCGAGACGUGGACAUCGAACAUCAAAACCUGCAGCUGUGACUGUGAGUCUGGUGAUUCACCCGUACGUGUCCCCACUGACGUCCCAAGGGUCCCGCCCACCUCGCUGCUGCCGCCGUCGUCACCUCAGGGUCACUCGCUGAACUGCAUGCCAGAAUGCCCGUACCACCAAGCUCUGGGCUUUGAAUCUGGAUCUGUGUCAUCAGACCAGAUCAGCUGCUCCAACCAGGACCAGUACGCGGGCUGGUACUCCUCCUGGGUCCCCACCAAGGCUCGCCUUAACAACCAAGGCUUUGGGUGUGCGUGGCUCUCCAAGUUCAACGACCAGCACCAGUGGAUCCAGAUCGACCUGCAGCAGGUGGCCGUGGUGUCUGGCAUCCUGUCCCAGGGCCGCUGCGACGCUGACGAGUGGAUCACUAAAUACAGCAUCCAGUAUCGCACCGUGGAAACCCUCAACUGGAUCUAUUACAAAGACCAGACAGGAAACAACAGGGUUUUCUACGGGAACUCAGACCGCUCCUCAACGGUCCAGAACCUGCUGCGCCCCCCCAUCGUGGCCCGGUACAUCCGCCUGCUGCCGCUGGGCUGGCACACCCGCAUCGCCAUGAGGCUGGAGCUGCUCAUGUGCAUGAACAAGUGCUCCUGAAGUCUGCAUUUCUGCCUCAUUAUGCGAACGAGGGGGCCGUCACUCAACGUUAAAUUAAAAUUAAAACAGAAAUAUAAAUAAGGAAAUAAAUAAAGAAAUGUGUAAAGAAAAGAAUAAAGAAAUAAAUUAGUUUGGGGAAAUAAAUAAGGGUGAAAUGCAAAGGGAAAAUUAUGCA